Messenger RNA from Paramecium sonneborni, 363 nucleotides. NCBI's taxonomy places the organism in Eukaryota, Ciliophora, Oligohymenophorea, Peniculida, Parameciidae. The record is from the annotation of a GenBank genome assembly.
AUGAAAAAACAAAAUUUUCAUAGAAAUGGUGGAACAAAAAAGAAACAUCUAACAUUUGAUUAAAAAGUUAUGGUUUUAAAAAAAUUAGGACCUAAACCAUCGAAAUUAAGAAUUUAAGCUAUGGCAUAACAAUACAAUAUUUCAUCAUCAACAAUAAUGAAUUGGAUUGAGAAAGGAAUUUGGACAUAAAUGCCUUCUGUUUUACCAGAAUUAGAUUUCCAAUUAAACAAAUAAAAAUUAAAAAUAUAGAGAGAGAACUUUAUCGAACUUGAUGAAACGGAUUAAAACAACACUAGAAAUCCAAAAAAAGAAAUUGAUGAACCUUAAUAAAGUCUAUAUGAUUAAAUAGAAAUUAUAUUAUGA